AUGUCUUCGCUUUCUCUCUCUUCAUCCGAGAACCAAUACCUUGAAACCCUGUUACAAUCAGCCCGUCCAUUUCUCCGUGGAGAGCUCGAAUCCAUCGACAAAAACCUACCUUCUGUCAUCGCUGUCUUACGCUCUGCCGGUGCCGGGGAGUGUUGGCACAGGCAUGGCUCCUUCCAAUACCAUCUUUUCGAUGUUUACCGUAUUCUAAAGCUCUGGAAAGCCCAGGAGUGUAUAUGCCUUUGCGGCCUCUUUCACUCUGCUUACUCAAACUCUUACAAUAACCUUGCAAUAUUCGAUGCUGCCACGGACCGUGACACCGUGCGUGGCCUUGUUGGUGAGGCUGCAGAGCGUUUGAUGUACUUGUUUUGUGUUGUCCAGCGUCACCCUCUCAUUCAUGAUGAUCUUCUGUUCCAAUACACUGAUUCAGAACUGGUCGAACACCUUGAGCUUUCGAAGAUUUCGUUGAGGAAAUCUAAGGAAAUUGGGAUUUUCAACGAGGAAGAGUUUUGGAGGGUGAAACUACAGUCUCUUGUUCCUGCUAAUGGGAUCACAGUGAAGCACAUAAAGACGGGAGAAGAAGUUGUGCUCUCCCGGAGAGUCAUUGCAGUGUUCCUUCUGAUGACAAUAGUUGAUUUCAGUGAUCAGUUUUUUGGUUAUCAAGACGUCUUGUUUGAGAAUAGCAAUGGCCGUCUGGAGUUUUCUGGAGAUAAUAAUGCUGCUUUAUGGCCUGGUGAUGGCAGGCCAGGACUAUGGAUGAACUCAAUAUCAAGAAUGGGUGCAUUAUACACAAUGUUAGUGAGAGAAGAAGAGAUAUACAUGGAGGAAAGUAAAAGAAGUGGUGAUGAUGGGGUAUUAAAAGAUAGAGAGUACGAAGGUAUUGAGCUUGUCAUCCCACCAGUUUUCGAGAACUGCACAAGGGUUUUGGAUGCAGAAGACCAGAUUGAAUCCAGGGACUUGUAUUGGGAGGUUAUGUGUGAUUCGUCUGAGAAGGGUUUGCAGAGAGCUGAGGAGAAGCUGUUGAGGUGUGUGGAAAAGAACCCUUUUAUUGGAGAGCCUCACUUGGUGUUGGGUCAGCUGUAUUUGAGCAAAGAGAGGUUUGAGGAUGCUGAGAGAGAGGUACAAGAAGGGCUAACCCUUUUGUUGGAGUGGGGAAAUCCUUGGGAUAAGAGGAUGUCAUGGGAAGGUUGGAUUGCUUGGGCUAGGGUUAUGUGGAUUAAGGCUAAGGAGCGGUCAUGGCCGAAGACUUCAUGGGGCAUCAUCAACUUAGGCCUAGUGAAGUAG
Molecule: messenger RNA, 1281 nt
Organism: Ilex paraguariensis (yerba mate)
Lineage: Eukaryota; Viridiplantae; Streptophyta; Magnoliopsida; Aquifoliales; Aquifoliaceae
Source: the annotation of a GenBank genome assembly